AUCAAUAAGACAAGUUUUGCAUGCAAUUAUAGUGUAUGUAUUUACCUAUAAAUAAUGAGAAAGUUGUAACAGUUUCAUACACACUCCACUAAAGUCUUCACAGUUACCACUUGUUUGUAACUAGCUAAAUGGAGUUUUCACAUAUCACGGUUUUGGCUCUCUUUUGUUUGGCUUUUGUGAGUACCGGUGUCAUACCAUCCGGAGAAGAUUAUUGGAAAUAUGUGUGGCCAAACACUCCUCUCCCUGAGGCUUUUUCAGAUCUUUUGCUUCCUUAUGGAAAAACUAAUAGCCUACCCAUUAGAGUCGAAGAAUUAAACCAAUACUCGACACUUUUUUUUCCACAUGAUCUUUAUCCUGGAAAGAAAAUUGUAUUGGGUAACACUCAGUCUGUUGCAAAGAUGGUGCGGCCAUUCACAGAACCAAGACAAGGUGUGACUGAUUCCAUAUGGCUGGAGAAUAAAGAAAGACAAAGUCUGGAUGACUUUUGUAAUAGUCCAACUGCUAAAGGAGAACACAAACAUUGUGUAUCAUCUUUAGAAUCUAUGAUUGAUCAUGUCAUUUCACAUUUUAGAACAUCAAAGAUUAAGGCUAUUUCAAGUACCUUCGACAAAAAUGAAGACCAAUAUGUUGUGGAGGAAGUAAAAAAAGUUGGUGACAAUGCAGUGAUGUGUCAUAGAUUGAAUUUUGAAAAAGUUGUAUUCAAUUGCCACCAAGUGCGUGAAACAACCGCUUACGUGGUCUCGUUGGCAGCACCUGAUGGAAGCAAAGCAAAGGCUUUAACCGUUUGUCAUCAUGAUACAAGAGGUAUGAACCCUGAGUUGCUUUACGAAGCUCUCAAAGUUAGCCCUGGAACUGUUUCUGUUUGCCAUUUCAUUGGCAAUAAGGCUGCUGCUUGGGUGCCUAAUUAUUCUGUUGACCGUCCUUGUGUUAUCUAGAUGCUAACUUCAUGUUCAAACUGGAUUUAUGUUCAAAUAAUAAAUGUAUGUAAGGACAAGUAUGAUUUUAUGUAUCCUAAAUAAAACAAAGUUAGAAAUAUGGUUGCAACUUUGUAUGUUUCGAUAAAAUUAUUCAUGUAUGUUUCAAUUGCAUAAUGAAAAAUAAUUGUAUGUUUUA
Lathyrus oleraceus (garden pea) is the source of this 1113-nucleotide messenger RNA. Its product is annotated as embryonic abundant protein VF30.1. The coding region runs from base 129 to 935 and encodes 268 amino acids. NCBI's taxonomy places the organism in Eukaryota, Viridiplantae, Streptophyta, Magnoliopsida, Fabales, Fabaceae. The record is from RefSeq and is a predicted model, not a curated record. The transcript has 3 exons.